UGCUCGGCGUGUGAUUAAGCUUCCUUUUCUUUUUCCAUUUGGCGUCGCGUCGUCUGGCUUAACGUGACUGACAGCGGCCGGCUCGAGAGAGAUAGAAACAGAGAAGUGAGUCGCCUUUCACCGAACACUUUUUGACCCUCUCGGGCACCUGUAGGGGAGUUUCUGAUUGUCAGAACUGACGGGGAAAGGAGAAGGAGGGAAAAACCCGGAAAGGCCUCGCGCCUCUCGAGGCCCCCCGUGCUGACGUCACCGCGGGCCGCAGCCAAUCCCGAGCGACCGCGCGCCAAAUUCAAACCCGCCUCGCGUCCUUGAACUCAUUUGUCCUCUCAGCCUCGCCGUUUCUCCUUUAAUAAGAACUGCUUUUCCAUGGCAACCCCACCCAAGCGGACCCGGGCGGAGAAGAGCAUCAAGAAGAUCGCCAUUGAAGGCAAUAUAGCUGCAGGCAAGUCAACCUUUGUGAAUCUUCUCAAACAAGCCGGAGAAGAGUGGGAUGUUGUUCCAGAGCCAGUGGCAAGAUGGUGCAAUGUUCAGAACUGCCAGGAUGAAUGUGAGGAGCUCUCAGACUCACAGAAGUGUGGUGGCAACUUACUCCAAAUGAUGUAUGAGAAGCCAGAGAGAUGGUCUUUCACUUUCCAGUCCUAUGCCUGUCUAAGCAGAAUCCGGGCUCAGCUCAAAUCUCUUGAGGGGAAAAUCAAAGAAGCUGAGAACCCCGUAGUCUUUUUUGAGAGAUCUGUUUACAGUGACAGAUACAUUUUUGCAUCUAAUCUGUAUGAAUCUGACUGUAUGAAUGAAACGGAGUGGACUAUUUACCAAGACUGGCACAACUGGAUGAACCAACAGUUUGGAUCAUGUCUUGAACUGGAUGGCAUUAUUUAUCUCCGAGCGACUCCUGAGAAAUGCUUGAAUAGGAUUUAUGUGCGUGGAAGGGACGAAGAACAAGGCAUUCCCAUAGAAUACCUCGAAAAGCUUCAUUACAAACAUGAGAGCUGGCUCCAGCAUAGGACUUUACGAAUGGAUUUUGAAUAUUUGCAAGAAUUACCGAUUCUAACACUGGAUGUAAAUGAAGAUUUCAAGGGCAACAAAGAUAGGCAUGAAAACAUGAUUGAAAAGGUCAAAGAAUUCUUGAGCACUUUGUAGCCUUUCCAGAAAAUGCACUGCAUCCUGAUGUCAUAUGAUUACUUUGUUGGUGCCACUAUUUCUGCUUUUGCUUAAAAGUCUCAGAGGACAAUAUUUUGCUUCGUUGAACUCUGAAGUACUGCAUGGAGUUAGCUUGGAAUAAUGUAUUUCCGUUUCUCAUGGGAAGUGUUUGCUGCAGAAAUUAAGAUCAUGCAUACAUGCCUUUGGAUCUGUAAUAUAACUGAAAUAGUUCAGUAAAAUUAUAGGUUGUGUCUCUGGAAUAGAAGCAAUGAAAGUUGGAUGGGAUUUCAAGUCCCUUUCAUGAACAACCUAGAACUGGAACACUUGUAUGUUCUGCAAUACUGGAGGUUCACCCCAGAGGGAGGCAUUUCCCACUCAUGAACCAUGUGUCCAUAUGAUUGCGAAUGUAGAAUCAGCAUUUUGUCCAAUCUGCUUGUGUAGGAAUGAUGCAUUUCAAAAACACUUAUAUAAAUUAGCAACAGGAAACAAGCCGUAAUGAAUGGAGAAACGUUUGACCAAAAAUUAAACUGGAUCUUUAAUAGGAGUCUUUUCUAGCUUUGAAGCAUUUUGUGUUUGUUUCUGCAGACCAAAAUAUCAAAACAAUUGUGUUUGCUCUUCUCAGAUAACUAGAUUCUAUUUCUUUGGUUAAAAGAUUUAUCUUAAACUUGCCAAUUAUACCAAUUUCUCACUGAGCUGAAAAUGUAGCCCAUAGUCUUAAAGCAGAAGGAGAGCAGUAUGGCAAAUAGGAUUCCUCACCCUGCUCCCAAAACUUUGAAAUGAGAUAUUUAUUAUAUAUGGGAGCAUUUUAUGAUGUGUGUGUGUGUUUAAUAGAAGCAUCAGAACUGUUUCUAGGUGUUAUGAAAUCUUUGGUAGGCUGAUCUUGUAUACAGUCUGGCAAUAUUUAUUCUCCUGACACCCAAUUGCUCCCAUGCUUCACAUUUACGGAUUUUUGUGUAUUGCUGCAUUUUCUCCUUGAGCUUUAUUUAAUACACCUGUCCCUUUCCUAUUGAGACUACCUGAAAGGAAGGGACAAUGGCAUCUGUAUUUUAGUACUAGAAAAGGGUCCACUGCAGUAAUAUAUUUUAAAUUAUUUUACAACAUUUUUUUUGUAUUACAAAAUAUAAAUUGUGAAACAUUUCUUGGAUACUGUAUUUUAACAUGUUUUGUUUUUCUAGAUGUCAUUGUGCACACCAUGAUUUUUCUGUUAGCACUGAGCAUUUUACGCGAUCAUGUUGGGAACUUUUGUUAAACUGAAAUAAAUAUGCAAAUAUCUUA
Molecule: messenger RNA, 2412 nt
Organism: Anolis carolinensis (green anole)
Lineage: Eukaryota; Metazoa; Chordata; Lepidosauria; Squamata; Anolidae
Gene: dck
Product: deoxycytidine kinase
Exons: 7
Coding region: 367-1137 (256 amino acids)
Biological process (GO): nucleobase-containing compound metabolic process
Cellular component (GO): cytoplasm
Molecular function (GO): deoxycytidine kinase activity; ATP binding
Source: RefSeq, a predicted model, not a curated record